This is a messenger RNA of Pediculus humanus corporis (human body louse), 1305 nucleotides long. Its product is annotated as krp3, putative. Bases 1 to 1305 code for a protein of 434 amino acids. Gene Ontology annotation, cellular component: microtubule; kinesin complex. Gene Ontology annotation, molecular function: ATP hydrolysis activity; microtubule binding; microtubule motor activity. Lineage: Eukaryota; Metazoa; Arthropoda; Insecta; Psocodea; Pediculidae. The transcript is spliced from 8 exons. The record is from RefSeq and is a predicted model, not a curated record. Gene Ontology annotation, biological process: microtubule-based movement.
AUGAAAGAUUAUAUUUCUUUUGCAAUCUCUAAACCGUUACCAGCGAAGAAAACCUUUAGGUUUCAAAAAAUAUUUAAUCAAAACACCUCACAAGAAGAAGUAUUUGACAUAGUAGCUAGUCCUGUGAUUCAAAACGUAUUAUCUGGUUACAAUGGAACCAUAUUUACGUAUGGUCAAACAGGAAGUGGAAAAACUUACACCAUGACCGGGGAUAUUGAAAAAUGGGUAAAUCCCGGUAUAAUUCCACGAGCUAUUCAGCAAAUAUUUCAAUUAAAAAAGGACGAUGCUACUGUAUCUAUUUCAUAUUGUGAAAUAUAUAAUGAACACGUUUACGAUUUGAUAAGAUAUGAUAAUGUUAAUUCUAAUUAUAGUCACGUUAACGUAAUAGAAGAUGGAUCUGGAUUGACUAGGUUUCGUAAUUUAAGCGUCCAUGCUGUGAAAUCCCCCUACGAAGCUAUUCAAUUGCUUAUAAGAGGAGACGCAAAUAAAAUGAUGGCGGAAACAUCAAGUAACCCAAAAUCCUCAAGAUCCCACGUUGUAUUUUCUAUUACCUUAGAAGUUUCGAGUUCUAAAGAAAAUAAAUUACUUUUAAGACCCGUAUUAUAUUUAGUAGAUUUAGCAGGAUCUGAAAAAAUGGGCAAAUGUAAAAGUCCAAAUGCUAAUCCAUGGGAGACGCGAUAUAUAAAUUUAUCGUUGCAUUAUUUAGAACAAGUUUUAUUAGCCCUUGGUCAACCAGGUCGAGUCCACAUUCCCUACAGGAAUUCCGUAAUGACUGCUCUUUUGCGAAACUCAUUAGGUGGAAAUUGCAUAACAUCAAUGAUAGCAACAUUUAGUUUAUCAGUCAAUGAUAUGGAGGAAUCUUUGCAAACAUGCAGAUUCUCUGAAAGAAUAGCUUUGAUCAAAAAUGCUGUUAAACCUGUAGAAGUGUCUAAUCCUAUAAAAGAAAUAGAAGAAUUAAGAAAAGAAAAUAGAAAACUUAAAUCACAAAUUAAAUUAUUAGGGGGACAAGUGAGUACCAGUGACCUGUGUAGAGAAGAUAAAGAAAAAUGUAAUAGACUUGUUAAUAGUUUUAUUAAAAAAGGAACAGUGGAAUGUUUACCAUUUUCAAAUGCCAAAAGAUUAGAAUAUUGUUUAAAUUUGAUGAGAAAUGAAAUAAUAAAACCAAAAAAUGAAAAUGAAAAACAGGAAAAAAUUAAAAAAUCCGAAAGUUUUAUAGCAUCGACAUUACAUGUUCGGAUUCGAGCAAGUCAGAAGAUAAAAGAAGAAAAAGUUUUAAAUUUGAAACAAGAUCAGAAUAAUACAUAA